Molecule: messenger RNA, 5499 nt
Organism: Babesia sp. Xinjiang
Lineage: Eukaryota; Apicomplexa; Aconoidasida; Piroplasmida; Babesiidae
Gene: l(2)35Bc
Product: putative tRNA(His) guanylyltransferase
Exons: 17
Coding region: 1-5499 (1832 amino acids)
Biological process (GO): triglyceride biosynthetic process; tRNA modification
Cellular component (GO): endoplasmic reticulum membrane
Molecular function (GO): tRNA guanylyltransferase activity; magnesium ion binding; diacylglycerol O-acyltransferase activity
Source: RefSeq, a predicted model, not a curated record
AUGUCGGCAGUUCGCGAGUACCUAGUGUACGGCGUCGACGACGCCCACAAGCACUUGUGGCCAGUGCACUACCACUUGAUACGAGGCGACUUUCUUGCAGCUAUAGAUACUGUUAGAAAAGGCGCCAAUCCUUUGGAUCAUGACAGUCGGUGUGCGAGUGCCUUGGCGCUGUGUUACGAGCUAUUUUUCAAGACAUUGAACAAAUGCCUGAAUUCAACGGUACCACUGGGCAGCCGGUCAUGGCAGACAACCGGCCCCUCGCCACCUUCACAAGGUCUGUCGGCUGCAAACCGCUCUCCUAAACUGUUGAAAGCUAAACAGGAUGAGAACACAACAGUUACGGAGCUUCAUGGCAUGGCAGACUACAACUUGCCGUCGGUACCGAGUACUGGGGGCAACGAGGACACUGAAGCGUUGCUUUUUACACCUUACAUCGAGGUGUUCAUCACCACCCACUACAGUGAUGCCGCUGAGUUGACACAGAACAAGCUCGUUCGCCGACUUAAGGGGCUGUUGGCAGUGUUAAAGACCAUGUCGGAGCGUGAAAACAUACUGCUUCACAGCAAGAAUGAGUUGUUACGUGCCAUCCAUUUCUUGGAAUACCCUACGCUAUAUGCAUCUUUGAUGGACUACAUGUUCAAGAAUGCUCGAGUAUACGGAAUGUCGUCUGUUGAUGUUGCUGAUGUCUGGGAUGCCCGCCGUGUAUGGCGUGCUGCCUCAUCUAAGGACGUAAAGCUACAGUCUCUCACCAAAUUCAUAUCACAUAUUGCGACUCUAGUUCAGGAUCUCUGUGGGAUUUUCCAUGUGAACAUAUACAGCAAAUCGCAGAAGAAUUUUGGUGCAUUAUACUCAGGUCAUGAUCGACAUCUUCGCCUUCCGGGCAUGGACCCACACAUAAUCGAAACACUGGCGCAUAUGGCCUUUGUGACGAACAAUGCGCUGCUGUUCGAUGCCAUGGUCGUCCAGGAACCAUUUUUACAGGGAGCCGAUGCGUUCAAGUGGACCGACUUGUUGUCACAGCUUCUCACAUCUAGUUCCCAAAUGAGGCCGUUUACGGAACCUCUGAUGCGCCGCAGUCUCAGAAACAAUGUAGAGUAUCGUGUUAGCGUGCCGGCCAACUUGUACAAGCACGCUGCACGACAAAGCGCGGCGUUAGACCUCAGCAUGAUCGGUGUGCGACGUGUCUACAAAUUGCCUAUGGCUAACUCUCGUUACUCGUACGUGAAACAUUUCGAACAGGAGAGUACUCUUUUACCAGAAUGUUGGCCGUUGAUACGUGUAGAUGGACGCGGCUUUACGGGAUUUUCCCGUCUUCACCGGUUUCGUAAGCCCAAUGAGCCUCUAGCUCUGGGAGUUAUGAACGCUGCUGCGGCUCAUGUGAUGUCGACCUUUGAUGACAUAGUUCUCGCGUAUGGCCAUUCUGACGAGUACAGGAAGAUUUUGUCUAGUGUUGUGUCGACAUUUUCAGCGGCAUACUGCUUCCACUGGAGCUCUUUCUACCCCAAUAAGCCGUUGAAAGCGCUACCGACUUUCGACGGUCGCAUAGUACUCUAUCCACGAUUCGAGCACAUUGUUAACUACUUCUCGUGGCGUCACGUAGACUGUCACGUCAACAACCAGUACAACAUCUGUUUCUGGUGCCUGGUCGCCGACGGCAAGAGCCCGGAUGAGGCAUACAAAUGGCUGAAGGCAAUACAGCAUACACGUAAAGGAGACAAGAAUGAGUAUAUCUUUCAGUCUCGCGGCAUUAACUAUAACAAUCUUCCUCGUAUUUUCAGGAAGGGCACUACUCUGGUGCGGUUUUCCGGCACCAAAGCGUCAGAGCAUGAUAUUAGCUUAGAUUCUGUGACUAUCUCCGCUGAGGAACGCCCUGAGGUCACCCAAUCUACCACCAGUAGCACGGCUGAGCCCACACCGCAGUCAGGCUGUGGUGACAUGAUCGAGCUCACGAUUGGAGACACCGAGAUUUCCGCAAUAUCGCAAAAAUUGGAUGCCAUAUGCACUCCAUUAGGUAUUGGUGUGGUUCAUUGCGACAACACCAGCCCUGACUUUUGGAAGGCUGUCGCGCCGUCAUACGAUGCGAGCAGUGACGUGGCGUCUAGACACGGAAUCGCAACACUUUCGACUCUGAGCCGCGACCAAAUAGUGUCACUUAAUGCUGGCAGCGGCGAAGGUAAAGAUCUUCGCCGGCAUGAUAAGAAGGUGAAACGCUCACUGAGUAAUGUGUUCGGCGAUCAAAAGUUUUCGGUACCCGAGGCGGAGUUAGGGCCAACUCAUCCCGAUCAAAGUCAGCCCGCAUCGACAAGGAAUCGCACUACUGCAGAAAAUCAAUGCGGUAGCAGUCGUAUUUGUCCGUAUGGCGGUCGCCGAGAACCGCAGAAGCGGGCUAACAGUGCCCCUAAUCACCAUUUUGGAUACUGGUAUUUCGAUGGUCACUCCAAAUAUGAGGACAAAAGCCAGUAUCGCGGCAGGCCAUUGCAUGAAACUUUGCAUACGGAAUUCCGCAUUAGUCUUCUUUCUAGCAAUGCGCAACAUUUGGAUCUGAAGGGUUUCAUGAACCUCGCAUUCGUCCUUUUGGUUGUGAUAAAUUUCCGUGCGGUUAUGACCAAUUUCCGCAAAUAUGGUCUUUUGCUAGAGUUUCCAACCGUCUACAAACUAAUGCAUGACGAUUGGCCACUCACUCGCUGCUGCAUUAAGGUACAUAUCUCCAUCGUUUUCGCAUGGGGUAUUGAACGUUUCAUAGCACCUCUUUCUACCAAGGCGCUUACAUCACCGGUGGUAUUUUUACAGGCCCUCAACCUCGCAAUUUUACUUUGUUACCCGUAUCUCACUGUUGUGGUAUUAAAGACUGAGCCGGCUUUAUCUGCGCUUAUGCUCGCUACAUCGGUCGUUUGGGCUUUGAAAAUAUAUUCCUUCCACCAUGUAUGUUUUGAUUAUAGGCGAGCUGUUUGCAACGGGGAGGACCUAUCGGAAAUCUGCAAGACCCGUAUGGAGGCGAGGGCUGCGGCACAUUACCCUGGAUGUAUAAAACUUGCCGAGCUUUAUCGUUUUCUUAUCAUGCCCACAGUGUGUUUUCAGUUUUACUACCCGCAUAUGCGUCGGGUAAGGUGGCUGAAUGCUCUUAAGCACUUUGGGCAAUUUCUUUUCUUGCUGGCAGUAGCGAGGAUAAUUGGCGACCAGUACAUCGUGGUGACUGUUUCUAGCACCUUUACGAUGGAAGAAUUUAAAUCUGCGAACUUUUCUACGGUGGCAUACCACAUAUUGGACAGGAUGCUCUUGCUGUCGAUACCGGUGUUAUACUGUUGGUUGACUAUGUUCGCUGUGAUAUUUCACCACUGGUUAAAUUUCCUUGCCGAGAUUACUAGAUUUGGCGACCGACGGUUUUACGGGGAUUGGUGGAACGCUGCAUGCUUUGGCGAAUAUUGGCGCAAAUGGAACUUGCCGAUUCACCAGUUCAUCGUGCGUCAUAUCAGCAAGCCGCUUCACAAGCUUGGGGUCCCUUGGGAAGCGACCAAGGUUAUAGUAUUUACUAUAUCUGCUGCUCUACACGAGUACCUCAUAUCGGUACCUCUAGGUCUGGGCUGGACUGGAUACGUGUUUUGGGCAAUGAUGGGUCAGAUCCCUUUGCUUAUGAUCACUCGUUUGACAGCGAACUGCUGGCAACGUAUUAUUUUGGUUCCUUUUCUGCUUCACGGGGCAACCGCUGGGCGUGUUACUCUACUGGUACCUUUGGGGCGUGAAGCAAGGUUCAUUUGUAUAGAGGCUGGGCGUGCACCGCCUGCAAAGAUGGCGAAUGUGCAGCUUGACGGCAUUUGCCGUAACCUAAAAUCUACAAUUGAGGAUACUGAUGCGCUUUAUAAGAGCAUCCAGAUGGGUGUGACUAAGCCGCCACGUUCUACAGCUCAGAAGAAAACAGGACACACUGUUCGUUUUGGUGAGACUAAACAACAUGGUAGACGUUGGAUUCCUCCUAUGACUGAACCGCCACAAUACGGUGCACCCGUGGCUUCUCCAGUCUGUUCUCCACAGCACAAAGUGUUUUAUCCACCGGAGAACAAAGCUGUACAACAGAAUAUCGAUUACAUGACCUACGCGACCCGCAGUGAAUUUUUUAGGUCGCUCAAUGUUGAUCUUGAAGGGUGGACCGAGGCGCAGCGAAAGGUUUUUUACGAUCUGGUAGCUGCUGCUGAGAGAGAGAUGCACAAUGAAAGCGAACGUUUACAACGUGAAUAUUCUUUACAGUUGGAAGCUAAGCUGGAGCACCUUAACCGUGAGAUGGCCCAGGCUCAUGGUGCAGUUGUGGCUGAAGUUUCCGAGCUACGUCUCGAUCGUGAGCGUCUUUCUUUUGACGAGGUAGAGAACCGUCGACGUUCGAAGUUGAUGCAGGAUAAUUUGCACCGUCUGCAGAAGUCGUAUGAUAACUUGAUGGAGGAAUGUACUGCUAAAUCCUCGGAGAUAGUAAGACUUAACUCCGUUCUUGCAGCUACGGAGCGUUCUUUUUUGAGUUUCAAGCAGCGCAUGAUGGAGCUCGAAAGUGACCUGAAUGCGAGGCUCCAGCAGAUCGAUAGUCUUCACGAGGAAGUGAGCAGUGCUUAUAAACAAAUGGAAGCUGCUAGCAACAACAAUGUUAAAAGUGAGCGGGCCUUGGCCAGCACAAAGAAUGAAUUGAAGAACAGUCAGGAUCAGCUAACUGAGCUUCGGUUGGAGUUAGAAUCUAUGCAGCUUGGCGCCCAGCUUGCCGCUGGUGAGAAAGCCAGUCUGGAGGUAAAGGUGCGUUCCUUAGAGAAGGAAGUUUCACAAUUGACCGCUGAGAAGAUGCGGUUGGAAUUACAUGUGGCAACACUGGAAACCGGUACUAUAGUGUCUCUGAAGGAGCAAUGCAAGCGGUUAGAAGAGCAACGUAACCUUGCUCGUGUUGAGGCUGCAACUUGUGACAAACGUCAAGAGCUCGCCCAAGCUAAGCGUGAGCUUGAGGCUGUACAAUACCAAUGUGAGCAAUUGACUGACGAGAACAAAACUUUAUUGCGUGAGAACUCAGCCCUGACGAGGCAGCUUGAGGAGGUGCGUCGUCGAGCUAAGGACUGUGAGAAUGACCUAUUCCAACUAAAAUGCCAAGCUCAUGUUUUGAAACAGAGUGGCCAUCGUAUAUUACUAGCUAGAGAAAGGACUGGUGAAUUGCCAGCACCUGAUACUGCCCCUUCUGAGGGUGUUCCGGCUGAGCCGGUUAAACCGCCUAGGCGUGACAUUUUUGCCCCUACUAUGUUCGACGGCCCCGACGCUGAAACACAAGAGAAGAUCGACAUCCUGGAGAGUGAGCUUACGGAGCUGCACUUGGAGAAGGAUCGUAUGGUGUCCGAGAUGACACGGUGUCGAGUAGACCCGAAGUCACCGGCACUUGAACGCCGUCGGUAUCAUAUGUUGGAGAAGAGUGUAGCUGAGACUAACAACCGCAUACAUGAAGUAUCAGAGUCCAUCCGCCAGUUACAGAUACCGAAUUAG